UAAUUCAUUACACUUUUUGUUUGAUUAAACAUUCAUUUAUUUCAAUUGUCUUUUGUUUCUUUUCUGAAUUAAUACAACAGCUGAAACAUGAGUUCCCAGAAGCAUAGACGAACAAAAAAGAAGCAAAAGCUUAGUACUUCAUCCUCAUUGAGAGUCACAAGUAUUGCUUUAGACACUGACUAUACAGAGCUGAAGUUGGAGGAUUUUACCACUGCGAAGUCAUUAAGUCAGCUUCGAUCCUCAAAAUCGAUGCAAAAAGUUGGGGAUGUACCAAAGGAUGGCAAGAAAAAACACAAGGCGCGAGUGCCAACUACGACAGAGAUAGAGAUCAAAGUAAAUAAAACGAAUAAAGUGAGUAAGAAAAAGAAACCCAAAGCGAAUGCAGCGAGUCAAGAAACUAAAUCAAGUAGUGAGACUCGAACGAGUAGAAUCAGUACAGCGAGUAGACAGAGCGAAGGAAGUCGAAAUAGCCGGGAGAGCAAAGUGGAUAGCAAAGCGAGUAAAGCGAGCACCAAGAGCAAAAUGAGUGAGAACAGCAAAGAGAGCAAAGAAAGUAAGAAAAGUAAAGAGAGUAAAGAGAGCAAGGAGAGCAGAGUUAGCGUGGAGAGUAAAAAUAAAAGUAGCCGAGAGAGCAGGUUGAGUUUAGGCAGCCAGGCGAGUCACGCCACUCGAAUGACGAGAGCGAGUUUGGACCGAUUGCAAAGCAGAGGAAGUCGAUCGAGUUUAAUAAGUAUAUCGAGCAGAGAGAGUUACGCCACAUUACAAAGUAGAAGCAGUCAGUUUCGUCGAUCCUCGACCGUAUCCAGACAGAUAAAAGCCUACGCAAGUGCUCACAUGAUAAAGAGCAGAGCUACCACAGACAGCAGUCAAAUGUCGACACCGAGGAAAACCAAUCGUCGCAUGUCGCCGAUGAGUCCGCGAUCUUUGACACUCGUUGAAGUUACACCGCUGAGAAAAGCUAAGAAAUCGGAAAAAGUGGUGGAAGAAGCAAAGCCAAAACCUGUCGAGGAAGAAGAGGAAGAUAUUUUGCACUUUGAUGACACGUCGGAAACGUCGCAAGUCGAUACCAUAGAGUACGUUGAAGAAGCCGAGGAUAUUGCUAUACGCAGACUAAUGAUGGAGAUGCUAACAAUGCCCGAUAUCAACGAGUUGUCCGAGACGAGUUUGCCGAUAACGCCCAAAGAAGAAGAAGAACAACAAAUAAAAGAAGUGAAACAGAGGCAAAUUGAGCCAGGACUAGAAAUUGAAGAAUCUUUAGAAACUGAAGAUAUUGAGGAAGCUGAUGAAGAGGAGGAAUCUGACAAAGAGUCGAUCAGCUUUGCUCCAGUCAGUCAUCACUCGCUGAGUUUCCUAAAUCUUUCCAGUCUGAGCUCAUCUGAACAUACGCUCUUCAUGGUGCCAUCUCCGCAGGAUAAUGAAUCGAUGUUCUCGAAUAUUACACAACAACUGAACGCAGUUAAGGUUCGAGGCAGUCAGGUGGAUUUCGUGGAAGCCUCCGAACUGGAGAGUCGCAAUCUCAUCAAAAGUAUUUGCCUGCAAUUUAUGGAGGAGGCCAUCACACGCACUGUCGCCAUGUGUGAGGCCCCCUCCAGGAAAUUGCUGCAACGACUUGAUAAGCUCAAAAUGUGGAAAAAGUUGCGUAAACUAUUCAUUCACAUCACCGAUGAGAGCGCAGUACGCGAGAAACUUUUGAAAUGGACUACGGAGCAUUUUUUGAGAAAAAAACGUUACGUCUUUAUACGCAAAUCGAAAAAGAAAUUCGAUGAGAUCAAUUAUCAGCGUUUUCACAGUGCCCUCGUUGAGUUGGAUAGACAGCUGGAAAUCGAACAGCAGACGAGUGAAAAGACUGAAUAUCAAAUAUCGAAAUUGAAGCAACAGCACAUAGAAAGGGAAGAGUAUUGCAAUCGUCGGCUGAACGAAUUUGAGAGCAUCGUGCGAGAAACUUUGCUGCACAACGAUAGUUUUGCGCAUCUGACGAGCUCCGUGGAUAAUCUGCUGACGACAAUGAACAAGGUGCGCAAUGAAGUCUCCGAUCUGAGACUGGAACUGCUUUAUGCUCAACAUCGAUUUGCAGAUAUGAUAAUUAAAUCCGAAGAGCUGGAAGAUCUGGGAGAUGGUCUGAAAAUGCGAGAGUUUCUCAUUCGCCAAGCGGACACACAAGUGCUUACCUUGAAAAUUGAAGAGCGCAACAGUGAUCUCAAUCGCCUGCAUACGAAAUGCAACGAUGAUGUUCAUGCUUUGGCCCAUUUGAAGAACAAGGAACACAUGUGGCGCCAUACACAUGAGCGAAAUGUGAGACAUCUGCAGGAUUGCAUCGAUAGGAAUACGAAAUUUCGCGAGCAGAUUUAUCGGGGGAAACUCGAGCAUAAUGCCAUCAGUCGAGAGAUUAGCAAAUUGAGAUUCGACGGCGGUCUCAUGCAGUAUCCGGCGUUGCUUGAAGACUUUGAUCAGACUGUCAGCGAUUUGUAUGCAAAACGCAAAUCGGUCGAGAAGCUGCGAAACACGCACAAGAGUCUGCUUAAUCGCAUUCGUUUGGCCGAGCAGCUUGCUGACGCGGUGUCUAGGCGAAAGAGUAUCAAAUCAACGGGGAGUAUCCGAAAAUCAACAUUAUUAGAAGCCGCCGAUUUAGCCAAACAAUUGCGAAUCAGCGCAUUAUCAAAAUAAUUAAUAUAAUCGUUAUAUGAAUUAUAUUACUAUUUAUUCACUUUUUU
Messenger RNA from Drosophila nasuta, 2711 nucleotides. Its product is annotated as coiled-coil domain-containing protein 96. The transcript has 3 exons. Lineage: Eukaryota; Metazoa; Arthropoda; Insecta; Diptera; Drosophilidae. Bases 88 to 2664 code for a protein of 858 amino acids. Gene Ontology annotation, cellular component: axoneme; ciliary basal body. The record is from RefSeq and is a predicted model, not a curated record. Gene Ontology annotation, biological process: cilium assembly.